AGGCCGAGAGGGAGGGGUGUCUGAAAGCGGAGGGAGGAGAGAAAAAACGGGGGAAAGAGGAGGAACCCGCCUGCCUCCCUGUCGUCCGGAGGAGGGGGGAGAACAAGCCCAAGCAACCACCUAAUGUGGCCGACCGUCCGCCCCAGCAGCAGCAGCAGCAGCUCCUCCGCCGCCCGUGCUCGGGAGAUCACCAGGCCAAAACACAUCCCUCUGCCCGUGCCGUCCUCCUGAGAAAGCCGCAGCGAUGGGAGUGGAAGGCUGCACCAAGUGCAUCAAAUACCUGCUUUUUGUCUUCAAUUUUGUCUUCUGGUUGGCCGGAGGAAUAAUUCUUGGUGUGGCAUUAUGGCUUCGUCAUGAUUCAAAGACUACAACUAUAUUGGGCUCUACAUUGAAUGACCAACAGGCUCCUAGCACUUACUAUGUUGGAAUCUACAUCCUGAUUGCUGUUGGAGCAGUGAUGAUGUUUGUGGGUUUCCUGGGAUGCUACGGUGCUAUCCAAGAGUCACAGUGCCUUCUGGGAACGUUUUUCACAUGUCUUGUAAUACUGUUUGCUUGUGAAGUGGCUGCUGGAAUCUGGGGAUUCGUUAACAAGGAUCAGAUUGCCAAAGAUGUGAAACAGUUCUAUGACCAAGCAGUGUUUGAAGCAAAGUUGACUGAUGAGAACAAAUCCAAGGCAGCACAAGCAGUAGUGAAAAGCUUUCAUGAAACACUCAAGUGCUGUGGCACGGGGUCAUUCUUAACAGAUCUAUACAUCAAGGCGACUGCUGAGGAUUUCUGCAGUAAAGGACUCCUUACUUCAGUUUGGACAAAUGAAUACAACUGUCAUAUUAAAAUUGAUGAGCUGUUCUCUGUAAAGCUGUACCUGAUCGGCAUCGCUGCCAUUGUGGUGGCCGUUAUCAUGAUCUUUGAAAUGAUCCUGAGCAUGGUGUUGUGCUGUGGCAUCAGAAACAGCACUGUCUAUUGAGAAGCAGAAGGGCAGGGGCCAAACAAUGGUGCCGAAGGGACCCCAAAGUGCCGCUGUCAGAUCAGGAGACACUUUCAAAAAAAGACACAGAAAAUUAUGUAUAUAAAUAUUUCAACUAUUACCAUACAGUACUUAUCAUUUUUACUUGGAAGUAUUUUUAUUUGUUUUAAGGGGUGGGGAAAGGGAGUUAUUUUGUAUAUUUGUGGCGGAGUUAAUUACACAUCACUUCGUAUAGUAGAAAAGCUAUCGUACCAGUGGUUCUAAACCCUUUAUCAAAGAUAGCCUUUCUCUCCUCCUCUUCCUUUCUGUCCCCUUGUGUUGCAAUGUUGACAGCACGGGACAAAGGAGAGGUUCCCAUCCACAGGGGCCACCCUUUAAUGAGGAACAUGGACACUUUUCUGCAUCUUUGUUCCCCAACAACGAUGGGGAGGAGAAGGCUGAAGUAGUUCUUUGGCAGUUGUGCUCACUAUUUCCUGUUCGUACAUUCUGUCUUGAUUUGUAAAUGAUCUUGGAUUCUUGGUCUAAAUCUGUGCGUGUGUAAGGAUACAAGAGUUCUCCUUUGGUGUAAUUCAGCUACUGCUUUCAAUUCUGCUGUUAAAACUUGCAAAUCUGGCAGUAUUUUCCGUACAGUGUACAUACAUACCCAGUGCGCCUUUCAGUGGCAAGGAGACCUUGCUCACAAAUGCUUAUAAGCCCAUGAACUUGAAAGUCCAUGAUGUCUCCUGCUGUCACAACAUAGAUGCUGAGUCAAGGCCAGGUCUUUCAAAUUCAAGACAGCCUUGCAAGAAAUUAAUGUACAACAGGGAGAGCAUUUAAACUAAGUUCAUUAAUUUUAAACCAAUAGAUUUUAUUUUAUUUUUUAGACUGAAGAAGUCAGAUAAUGGAAUGUUGAUGUUUAUUUUUAUAUCUCACUGCUAAAACUGAACUCUCCGUGUGCUGACAUCCACAGUCCUGGAUGCAAACACUGUUUGAUGCCACUCACCAAGUAAAAUGUGUAAUCAUCCAAUGAUGACAAAAGUUGUCUCUUGAAAGGAAAUCAGUGAAGUAACGGCUGGAAGUUUGUAAAUGAAAGGUACAGUGUU
Messenger RNA from Pogona vitticeps (central bearded dragon), 2046 nucleotides. RefSeq names its product CD81 molecule (gene CD81). Lineage: Eukaryota; Metazoa; Chordata; Lepidosauria; Squamata; Agamidae. The record is from RefSeq and is a predicted model, not a curated record. Gene Ontology annotation, cellular component: plasma membrane.